AUGUUGAGAAAUACAGCAAGCUGUCCACCUACUAUAUCUAUUAUAUCGAGUGAUGGCACUAGAUUUGUCAUCCCUGCCAAAGCUGCUGAAUAUUCUCUACUCUUGAAAAGCGCUCUUGAGCGCUGGACGCUAGAGUACCUUUCACAAUCCUCCACAGCGAUUAAUAACGAUGAUGAUGAGGAUGACGACGAUCUUGAUAUAUACGAGGUGUCGACUAUACCCCUCCACCGCUCUUCCACGUCAGAACAGUCAGACAUGGACAGUAGCAGUAGCUCCACCAGUAGCUCAUCCAUAGAUGACGGCAGCUUCGCCAAUUGUAGUCUAUUGCCAAGGCAACAAGCGACUGCGCCACCGCCCACACCUUUUAACGGCAUCUCACAAAAGGAUGAAACAGGACCCCAUAUGGGCCUGGUUGCUGAUUCUGUAGCAUCUGAUAACUGCAGUAGAACUUUGGUAAAAAGUGAUGACGACAGAGAGACCACAUACGUCAGUCUUCUGAAUAUUUCGAGCCCUGCGCACGAACCCUAUGUACCUCAACGUAGAACAAACUUGAAUGACUCUGGUGGCGGCUUCCAUUCCGUUCCAUUAAAAGGAAACAUUCAUGAGGUACACGAGCCCGCAGAGAAUGGCGGAGCGACGUUCGAAAAUACACCGUCGUACUUUAGCGCACCAAGCUGUACAGUGUGUUUGAGCACACAAACGAGGUUUAAGGCGCAAAAAUGUGAUAUUGAAAGUAGGUAUAAUACCGAUGAUAGUAAUGGCGAAGGUCUUGAGAAAGAACACUCCCCUACGGUUGUCGUUAUAGAAGAAAACCAUGCUGACCCUGAAGACCCUGAUGGGUGGUUUGGUGCAGCACCUACGGAAAUGCCAGGUUCUAGCUUGCUUGACACCCCAAACGAGAGAGGUGAGGCUGCAGAGGAUAACCUCAAGGAUGUGCAUAAGGUCCGCCACAACUCUCAUAGCUCGGCGCUUAAAUCUACAAACCUGAGCAAUUCAUCGGACAAUAGAAACAGCCCACAAAGUGAAUGGAAAUCCCCGGCAAGUGUGCACCAGCGCACCCCGGUAAUGCUCGAAGAUGAUGACAAAGUUAUCAUUAUGGGCAGCAAUGGCCAGCAGGAGAUAUUGCAUAGUUUAGGACGAUUGAGCACGUCCCCAUGUGCGGAAACCACAGAAAAACCAUGCUAUGGGAUUAGUAGUAAUGGCUACGAAGUUGCCUCAAAGAACAACUACAUCGACGCCUGUAGUGGAAAUAGUUAUGCCCAUGGAAACAAUGAGCAGCCACCAGGAAGUUGUGCGGACGUGGAUGAACGAUCAGUACCUUUGUCCACUUCGUCUGACCCGGCGGUGCUACCCCUUGGUGCUAAGAACCAUGCCGACACGCACAACGAUAUGACGGUUGAUCUCGGCGAUAUUUUCGAUCAGGCACAUAUCACACCUGGCGAGAUUCUCAUUGACCUUCGCUCCUUCCCCCUCAGCGUGGAAAAUUUUGCUAACUCCACACCUCUUCUCUCUGGCUCGUCGCCAGUUAGCACCACCGCGAGCUCACACAAACGAUCCGCAUCGCAAAACGCCUCGCGUUCUGUGGAUCGAAUGGUGUGCAUAGGGGAAGUUUCAGCCAGAGCAGUACCUCAUUACAACGGAAACUGUGGAACUGUCGAUUCAAACAAAACCCCAUCCUAUCCUCCAAAAGUCCCCACCAAAGUAUUACAACUUUGCGUUGACUAUCUCCUUCACUUUGUUCAAGCCGCUGAAGAUUCAAUGGUGCAUUCACAUGAGGAUACACCCACGGCUCUGCCGAUGCCGUUAACAGCACCUCUCUGCAGUCUCCUCUCGCCGUGGGAGCGGAGCUUUCUGUAUGUUAACAUCCUUGGUUAUGAUGGGAGCACCCUAAAGGCAAUGUUUAUGAUUAAUACAAUUCUUCCUGAUGGAAUACACUACAAUUACCCGGGGAUGGCUCUGGCAAAUAAGAGCGUACGCGACGUGCUCGUGAUGCGCCCACCGCGAGCGGAGGGGAUGCGAACCCUCACACAAGUUAGAAAGGCCGCACAGGAGCUUCGUAUUGACAGUCUUCAUGAACUCUGCCUUGCGUGGAUGGCAGAUUUUAUGAUACGUGCGAGUUAUGGUACCUCAAACAAUUUUGAGGCUGCACAUCUCAUACAGCAAUGCUUCGGGAUUCAGAAUGAAUGGACACGAAAGGAAAUGGAUUGUUUGAGGAUAGAAAAUGAUUGGCCGGCAAACGAGGAGGAGUGUUAA
Messenger RNA from Phytomonas sp. Hart1, 2253 nucleotides. The record is from the annotation of a GenBank genome assembly. NCBI's taxonomy places the organism in Eukaryota, Euglenozoa, Kinetoplastea, Trypanosomatida, Trypanosomatidae.